GAGGGGCAGUCUGAGGAGCGUGCAGGUUUUGCGUCAUUGGGACACUCUUGCCUCCUCUGCCCCCUCCUUGUCAAUUGUAGUCCGUGGGCCGGCGGGACGGGUUGCCAUGGCGGGUGGACGCACGGCGUCAGGGGGUGGGGCGGGGAAGGUACCAGAUGCGGAUUGAGAGUCGGAGUCGGACCCGGAUCGGGAUCACCCCACCCGCCGCGAGCCCAGCGCCUGCUCCGUGUGAGGCUCCGGCAGCGGCGAUGGGAUUGUGCCUGCCGUGUCUGGGAGGGGCGGCCCAGGAUGUGGUGGAGACACCCGACCCGGAAACCAGAAGACGACAAUUAGCAGAAGCUGCUGAGAAGAGGCAGAAGGAGAAUGUGCACCGAGGCAUUAAGAAUCCUGAAUCGGUGGAGCGAAAGAAGCAAAAGCAGGAGGCAUUGGAAAAGCAGCAGAUGAAUUCUACACCUGCAGGAGGCGGUGGUGGCCUCAGGUGGCAAGUUGGUUAAAGGAGCUGAAGAACCGAUGGAAGAUCUUCACUAUUGCCAAUAUAGCGUUGACCUUGCUGGCCCUUGUUACUGAGAGGUUAAUGUUCUCUGCGUGGCUUUCGGUGUUUGAUUAGAAAGACCCAGAAUUGUGCCAUCCUUCGCAUUGAAUGUUCUGUACAAAGGCUUUCUGUAUUCCAACAGAAGUGUACAAUGUUUCUUCCAGUAAUUUAAAGAGCUGUCCAUCAAUGUUUAAAACAUUAAACAAAUCCAGUCACUUUUAAGCAACAGUGGAAACUACUCAUGGCUUGGAUGUUGCUGUCCCAAGGGAUCCUUUGUUUUGCUUUUAUUUUAGCUGGAGAUUGUAUUACUAAAUGUUUACUUUCUAUAAAUUAUCAUUAUUUAUAAAGCAGUGUAACUACCUUUUGUGGAUUUUUGUAGAUAAUUCAGCUGCAGCUUUACUAGGCAAGGUUUUCUAUAUUUUAUAACCACUUGAUUUUCUAAACCUUUGUGCCUUGGAGAUAGUGUGGGGAAAUGUGUGAAAAUAUGCUUUCUUUUAAUGCUAUAGCUUAUGUUUAUUAAAAUAUUUAGCAUCCUUUU
Molecule: messenger RNA, 1070 nt
Organism: Chiloscyllium plagiosum (whitespotted bambooshark)
Lineage: Eukaryota; Metazoa; Chordata; Chondrichthyes; Orectolobiformes; Hemiscylliidae
Gene: svip
Product: small VCP interacting protein
Biological process (GO): negative regulation of ERAD pathway; negative regulation of VCP-NPL4-UFD1 AAA ATPase complex assembly; positive regulation of autophagy
Cellular component (GO): endoplasmic reticulum membrane
Source: RefSeq, a predicted model, not a curated record